This is a messenger RNA of Spodoptera frugiperda (fall armyworm), 1691 nucleotides long. RefSeq names its product exosome complex component RRP4 (gene Rrp4). Gene Ontology annotation, molecular function: RNA binding. Gene Ontology annotation, biological process: U4 snRNA 3'-end processing; TRAMP-dependent tRNA surveillance pathway; poly(A)-dependent snoRNA 3'-end processing. The record is from RefSeq and is a predicted model, not a curated record. Lineage: Eukaryota; Metazoa; Arthropoda; Insecta; Lepidoptera; Noctuidae. Bases 93 to 992 code for a protein of 299 amino acids. The transcript has 5 exons. Gene Ontology annotation, cellular component: nuclear exosome (RNase complex); cytoplasmic exosome (RNase complex).
GUCAAAUUGUCAAUAAUAAGUGAGGUUAGAAUCAGCUUGCUUGGUGGAGAUUUUGUUGUUUAUUUGAAAAUUGUUUACAAUUCUGUUUAAAAAUGACGAGCCACGUUAAAAUACGUUUAGCUUCAGAGAGAGUGAAUCAUUCUGUGCCUACUAACAGAGAAUUACCUCGAUUCUAUACCCCUGGUGAAGUUGUAACGGGCAUGGAGGAUUUUAUGCGUGGGCAUGGUACUUACGCAUCAGACGACUGUUUAAAAGCUUCCGUAGCUGGGGUAAUGCAGAAAGUAAACAAGUUGAUAUGUGUGCGACCGUUGAAGAAUCGGUACGUCGGUGAAAUAGGAGAUGUAGUAGUGGGACGAGUACUUGAAGUACAGCAGAGAAGAUGGAAAGUUGAAACUAAUUCUCGUCUAGACUCAGUUCUACAGUUAUCAUCUGUGAAUCUACCUGGAGGCGAGCUGAGGCGAAGAUCAGCAGAAGAUGAACAGAUGAUGAGGAAGCACCUUCAAGAGGGUGACCUCAUCAGUGCAGAGGUACAGAGUGUGUUCUCAGAUGGCUCUCUGUCAUUGCACACCAGGAGUUUGAAAUAUGGCAAGCUUUCCCAAGGUAUAUUAAUGAAAGUAUUCCCUUCACUGAUCAAACGCAGAAAGAACCACUUCCACAACUUGCCGUGUGGUAUAUCAGUGAUCAUUGGUAACAACGGCUACAUCUGGAUAAGUCCACCGGAACAAAAUAACUUGGUGGAGGAAGAGAAAGAUGAAAUUGUUAAUGUUGAAGUACAGUGUAUUAGCAGAUCAGACAGGGAAACAAUGGCAAGAGUGAGGAACUGCAUAGCUGCUCUAGUUGCUUCCAAAAUGUUGCUGGAUGACACAAGCAUCAUGUUUGCGUACGAAGAGAGCCUCAAGUACGACAAUGUUAAAGAAUUACUAGACCCUGAAGCUAUGCUUGAUGUAGCCUUUCUAACACAACAUAGAAUAAAUAAUGUUUUGGAAGAGUAAUUGGUAUAUUUUAUUUGGACUAUUUUAAGAGACAACAGAUUUACAUAUAGCAAUGUUGAGUGAAGGAUUGUGGUUGAAUUGCAUUAAAGGUAUGUUCAGAGAAAUGUAGUUUAUUGGUCUUUGCCGAUGGAGGGAGUGACGUCGAAGAAUAAUUAUAGACUAACCACAUGAAUACAGUCAAAGAGAUUUUAAUUUUCACAACGAUAGGUUCUUGGCGUCCAUUUGGAGAUAUUUCAAAUACAAUCGUAUUAUAAAAGUAAUUAGGUUGAAUUUAAAUUGUUACUAUAUUAAUUUCUUAUUCGCCACUCGUUAAGGUCAGCAUUUAGUUUGGUUAAUAAAUAAAAUACAAGCCAAUUUGAUUUCACAUAAUUUAUUUUCAGUAUCACAAACCACUUAAUUUAUUUAUCAAACACAUGUUUAAUUUUUCUUGAUUAAUCAUAAAAUAUUAUCUUAAUAAUCUCAGUUUCUCUUAUAAAUGGUGUGAUAUCCAUUGUAAUAAAUUUUAAAAACGUACAUAACAAAUUAUUAUUUGGUUUCUAUCAUUAUAAACUAUGAUACAAUACUGUAAAAGAGUACACAUCUAAAUUAUUAUUAAAAAUAUUUUACAAAUAGAAAUAUAGUAAAAAAUCCUAUAAAACGUGUAUAUCGAAGUACCAGUGAUUACAAAAAUUGUGACAAAUGAUUAAAGUUUUGACACGA